Fonticula alba is the source of this 1492-nucleotide messenger RNA. RefSeq lists its product as hypothetical. The transcript has a single exon. Lineage: Eukaryota; Rotosphaerida; Fonticulaceae. The record is from RefSeq and is a predicted model, not a curated record. Bases 334 to 936 code for a protein of 200 amino acids.
AUGAAAUGGCGGGCCAUCGGGAAGGGGUCGCUAUUCUAUUGCCGAGCAGGGCGAGGAGGAGGGAGCUAGGCCGCCGGCGCAUCUUCCCCUGGCAGGAGGUCCCGUUGGGCGAAGGUGUCCACCACGAUGACGCUCAGGAGGGUGAGGUUUUCCACCACCGGGGCCAGGUCGCGCGCAGUUGACGGCCCCGCGGUGUGCUGGCGAACGAGCGCCCGACACAGGAGCAGCCCGGCCCCGGCCAGGCGACCAACCUGACGCACGGCCGACAGAACGUCCGAGUUCACUCCGAGAGCCUGAUGCCGGGAGAUAUGUCGCUGAAGGUCGGCUGCCGGGAUGCCGGCGCACCGCUGGCGCACCUCCGCCGUGGUAGUGGUGGUGGCGGUGAGCGUGGUGGCGGCCGUGGCGGCCGUGGCGACGGUGACACUUGCCGAGGGGAGUCCCUCCUCGAGUAGGUCGUCCAGGAAGUCCCCGGCUGCCAGGGACGGACCGGCCACCCGGGCCAGGACCAGGAAGAGCCACGGCGCGCACCGGGCCAGGCCCAGGACCAGGCGAAGAGCCGUGCGCAUGUCCGGGCUCUCGGGCGAGAGGGCCUGGUCGAGCAGAGCCCCGGAGGCCAGGAGAUCGGCCCCCGGGGCCAUGGCCAGUGUAUCGGCCAAGCGCUCCAGUGCCCCGGACGCCCCGGCAUAUGUGCCAACCGGCAGCGACCGGCACUCCAGCCCCGGGAGCAGCGCCACCUCCGGCAGCUGGCCCGAUUGCCCGGGCGCCGCCUGGAUGUCCUGCCAGAAUGCGGACACAGGCUCGACAAAGAGUGGCGGGUGCUCCCACGGACUGGAGCCCGGGGGGCCACGCAGGCGCCCCCGCAGGCGAGCAUACCGCCCGGCGAAGUACACCCGAAAGGGGAUGCCAAGACCGGCGCGGAGGAUCCGAUCGGCAUAGGCCCCCGGCCGAUCGGGGCCGUCGGCCUCGGUCGGGCGCACGGCCGCCUCCAGGUCGGCCAGAUGGGCCGCCGUGUCCGGCCGGGUGAACUGCAAAUCGUGGCGGAUGGCCGCACGUUGGGUGUGGUGCAGGCUUGCGGAGCCGGUGCGCGCGGGUGCCCCCGGGCGCCGGGGCGCCGCCGAUCCCCCGCCGCUCACCUCGCCCGGUGUCCAAGUGGAUGUCACAUUGGCCACCACGACGCUCGGCAUUUCGGACGCCUCGCGGCUGGCCCGGUCCCAGACCCACCCACAGGAGGUCAGCGAACGGAAAUCCCCGGGCGGCAUUCACGGCCAGCCACCCGCGAGGCAAGAUCGGAGACUGGCACGCACCGAACCCGUUGGAGGUAGUCCUCGCCCGUCAUCGGCGGGAGGCUGAGAGCCGAGUCGCCGGCAUCGGCCGCGGCCUCCUCCCCGAGGGGAAUAAAGGACACCGGCUCCAGAUCAAAAAGAAAGGACCUUCGAUGAUCCAUCGGUCGAGGGGGAGGGGGAGAAAAAGAGGGAGAGAGAGAGAGAGAGAG